AUGAGUGUUGCAUCCCUACCAGAAUGUGUCAAAAACAUGUUCCCAACUGAACAAUUGGAGUUCUCCUCAUCAAUUACUGCCGAAGAGAAGCCGGUUCUUCACGAGGUAUUCCAAAAGCAUGCAUGUUUCUCUCAAUGUGGCGAAAUGAUUCAAGAAGUUUCAAAGAAACACCCGGAUUUAGGAAACCGUUUGGCCAAUGUGCUCGAGGGAAAUAAGAGACGUUUGGAAGGACUAUCUCCUUCUGCCAUUGAAUAUGCUAAGAAGCUCAUUCACAUGGUUACUCAUACUCUUUGCUCCUUAACAACUGGGAAACCAAUUGACGAUGCUGAGGCAAAACGACUUCAUCAGGAGUUCCAGACGUUGUCUGCGGAAGAUCAAGCUGCUUUGAAAAGAAAUAACCCAGAUAUCAAAUUUUAA
Caenorhabditis remanei is the source of this 417-nucleotide messenger RNA. RefSeq lists its product as uncharacterized. Gene Ontology annotation, molecular function: lipid binding. NCBI's taxonomy places the organism in Eukaryota, Metazoa, Nematoda, Chromadorea, Rhabditida, Rhabditidae. The transcript is spliced from 4 exons. The coding region runs from base 1 to 417 and encodes 138 amino acids. The record is from RefSeq and is a predicted model, not a curated record.